Molecule: messenger RNA, 894 nt
Organism: Ostrea edulis (European flat oyster)
Lineage: Eukaryota; Metazoa; Mollusca; Bivalvia; Ostreida; Ostreidae
Product: kxDL motif-containing protein 1-like
Exons: 4
Coding region: 65-805 (246 amino acids)
Biological process (GO): lysosome localization
Cellular component (GO): BORC complex
Source: RefSeq, a predicted model, not a curated record
GUAGUAAGGGAGAUAAGCAAGUCUUACAACGGAAUGCCGAUCCCGUUUACAUUUCAUUCGCAAAAUGUCAACAACAACGGAAGAAAAUGAUGAGGAUGAAAUAUCGAUUGAACCCUCCAGGGCUUUUACUGAGGCACUUGUUGAACAAGUAAACAGAGAAGAUGUCAAGUCUAUGGUACAGUUUCAAAGAGAUAUGAUGUCAAGGUAUGAGAAAACCAAUGAAAUGUUAAUCAAUUUCAACAUGCUGUCAUCUGCCCGGUUUGAGGCUACAACGCAGGAAUUUCGACAACAUACUCAGAUCCUUGGACAAAUGAAGACAGACUUAGACGUCAUCUUCAGGAGAAUAAGGUCUUUAAAGCAAAGGCUAGGAGUUUUGUAUCCAGAUGCUUUUGCAGCUUGUAGUGAUGUGUACAAUAUAUUGGAGAAUGAAGAGGAGGAUAAAGAAGACAAAGAGAAGGAGAAUUGUCCAGUGGCGGUUUCUGUGACAGACUUGACCAACAGUGACCAGAAUUUGGAGGGGCAUCACAACAGUGCAAAAGAACCAUGUGUAGAACAGGUGCAAAAAGACGAAGCACAUCUAAGUGAUGAAUUCCAAUCAAGCUGUGCGGUGAAACAGACUGAGCGUGUAGAAACGAAUGGAGGUAUAGGGGACACUAUAAACAUGGCAUUGUCUAGUGAAAUUCUACCAGAGAAGGAAAUCGUUUCCUUGCCAAGCAUAAUCAACGAGAAAGAAGAAAGUGGAGGAUCAGAAAGUUCACCAAGGCUCGGGGAAAUGAGUGCAGACAAUAAAGAAAAUGGAACAUAAUAAAGAAUCGUCAUCGUGUUUCUUUUCUGUGCUUUCUUGUAUCAUAUUUAUGUAUUUGUUAAUAUUCAAUAAACCCAUUGUUCAAUAAA